This is a messenger RNA of Gongylonema pulchrum, 375 nucleotides long. NCBI's taxonomy places the organism in Eukaryota, Metazoa, Nematoda, Chromadorea, Rhabditida, Gongylonematidae. The record is from the annotation of a GenBank genome assembly.
CUCAAAAAAAUCGUCUGUGGCUGUAUCAUUUCAUCGGAUAAACUUUCGGAAGCGAUUACGCUGUUACUAAAAUUGGGUGUCCAGUCGUCAGCGGUAUACAGUGAUUUUUUGGCCAGUUGUCGGCGAAAUUUGAAUGAUCAGCUUUCGACGAUACAGUCACAAAAACAGGAGGCUGUCGAUGUUCUGGAAUUUGUGGAUAAUUGUUGUAGCGCGUUUUUAGCCGAUUUGUCACUGGUUACUGCGCUCAGUCAACGGUUCUUUCCAAAUCAGGCUCGCUCAGUAGAGGAAGUCAACAGCACCUCAGUGAUAGAAACGCCGUAUCAAGGAUCACUGAACACUUCAACAUUGAACUUUUGUUUAUGUUUACGCGAAUAA